AUGAAUAGCAUAUUCCAGCCUUUCUUGCGCAAGUUUGUGAUCGUCUUCUUUGACGAUAUUCUCAUCUACAUUCCGUCAGAAGAGACACACGCCUCUCAUAUUGCUCAGGUACUACACAUUCUGGAAUCCAAUCAAUUCUUUGUUAAGAUGGCAAAGUAUACCUUUUGCAGCACCACGGUUGAUUAUUUGGACCACUUCAUCGAAAAUGGGGAACUUAAGGCGGACCCUAGUAAGAUCAGCGCGAUGGUCGCGUGGCCUACGCCGAGCAAUCAGAGACAAUUGCGUGGUUUUUUGGGACUCACGGGGUAUUACAAGAGAUUUAUAGCUCGGUAUGCAAUGAUCGCCGCGCCAUUAACCGAGUUGCUAAAACAAAAGGCGUUUAUAUGGACGGAGGAGUCCAACGCGAGUUUCGAAGUGCUGAAGGAAGCCAUGACUCCUGCUCCUGUCCUCCGGUUGCCUGAUUUCACAUUGACUUUUUAUGUGGAGACAGACACGUCGGAUUUUGGGGUGGGCGCUGUGUUGCUUCAGGAUGGCUACGGUCACUGA
Messenger RNA from Salvia splendens (bonfire salvia), 546 nucleotides. RefSeq lists its product as uncharacterized. Bases 1 to 546 code for a protein of 181 amino acids. The record is from RefSeq and is a predicted model, not a curated record. NCBI's taxonomy places the organism in Eukaryota, Viridiplantae, Streptophyta, Magnoliopsida, Lamiales, Lamiaceae. The transcript has a single exon.